UCUCUGCGGCGCAAACAGCCAAGCCUUAGUGCCGCAUGGGGCUGUUAAGAUAACCUGUUGUUUACUCGAGCUUGCAGCAUUUUUGUCGAAAGUAGGAAUAAACUGUGAUAGAUAUUUAGAACAAGGCAUUUAUGAUAUUAUGGUUUAGUCAUAACGGUUCCGCUCCCUCAUCGGAAGUAAAUAAAAGUUUACACUGCUGAAUUACUAGCUCAGUAACGUUUUGUUUCAAAACUAGCUUUGAAAGCGAGAAUAGGAAUCACUGCCAUUUACAAUGAAUCAAGCACUGAUGGACUUUCAAAAUCACCUUGCACACUACGCUGACAUCCUGCCGGAUCGGGAAGCUGGUGAAAUUUUGAAGACUUUCAAAAUUAUAACCAAUAAAAAGAACUUUAUUUUCGACAUCUUCGAGACUGCAAAUACUACUCGCGGAUGCCUGUGCGACGAGGAUGUCCACGUUCUUAAAGAGGAAAAAGACAGCAUCGAAAUAGCUGAGGCAAAUUUUACGUCAGGGGUAACCGGUAUGCUUGAAGAUUGUCGCCAUGGAAAAGCUCAAAUAGACAAUGUGGUACAAUUUAACGCACAGUGGACGGAUUUUCUCUUACAACAAUAUCCUACCGGCAAACACCAACCGAUCAGGGAAAAAUUGGAUUUCAUUCAAUCGGCCAAGCAGCGCCGGAUUGAGUACAUUGGGCGUUCGGCACCGGAUGCGAUGAUGAGUUUCAACGCAGCUGAAGAUACGUUUGUGCUGUACUAUCACGAAAGCGCAAGUAAAAGGACCCAGACGAAUGGGCAGUCACGUUGGGCAAGUUCUUCAGUCUUGCGGAUGCAGCAGCACAGGAAUCGGAUGGAUCCAAAGCUUUCAUAAUCGUCGACUGUGAACUUAACGGUCAAAUGGGCCCCGAAGGCUCUAAAGGUAACGAAGUGGUGCACUAUCGCAACGGGCAGCCGAUGUACGAUGAGUUCGAGGAGGAUGACGGCGAAGAAGGCGUUCCGAUGGCGAAACCAACUAUUGCGCCGGUAAAAAGUCCGCAAGCACAGAAGCGUGGUGCAGUGGAACUGCCGUGCCCCGGUUCCAAUAGACCGGGUCGCUGCCCGCCGGAAAUGGUUCACAGCUGGAAGUGUGCUGAGUGUCACGAUUUGCUGGAGUACGGAUUUGAUGAUCACUUCUACUGCAAGUGUGGCAAAGCACCAGCGGAAUCGUUCACCUUUCACUGUGGUCAAAGAAAGCACGGUCUGCAGUAUCUUGGAUUUCAGCCAAGCGUAUUAUCGAAUCUGGUAGACAAGCUGAAAGCGUUCAAGGAAAUUAACAUCCUCAUUUUAGGUGAAACGGGAGUGGGAAAGUCAACGUGGAUCAACGGUUUUGUCAACUUUGUUACCUAUGCAACGUUGGACGAGGCGCUUCAGGAGCCGGUUUAUUUAAUUCCGGCUCAUUUCACCACUUUGGAUGAGAAGUACGAAAUGCAAAAGGUCACCAUGGGCAAAAGUGAUAACGAAGACGAAACACCUGGCCAAUCUUGCACGCAAAUGCCUAAAACGUAUGUCUUCCGCAAAGGAAACAACAUUAUACGGCUCAUCGACACCCCGGGCAUCGGGGAUACCCGUGGUGCGGAACAGGAUAAAAAGAAUUUCCAGUUCAUCAUGGACCACUUGUCGCACUAUGACAGUCUGCACGGUAUCUGCAUCCUGCUGAAACCCAACAACGCCCGGCUGACAGUGAUGUUCCGGUUUUGCAUUAAAGAAUUAUUGUCGCAUCUUCACCGGGAUGCUUGCGAGAACAUCGUGUUUGUUUUCACUAACGCGCGCAGCACUUUUUACCGUCCGGGUGACACCUACCAAGCCCUACAGAAACUGAUAGAAUCGUCCAAAGGAGUCAAUUAUCACGUCAACAUCACCUUGGGUCCGAACACGGUCUACUGCGUGGAUAACGAAGCCGUCCGAUUCAUGGCAGCACUGAAGUUUGGCAUUAAGUUCGGUGAAAGUGAACAAGAAAACUUUAAAAAAAGUUGGGAAACCUCGGUUAAGGAGACAAAUCGCCUGGUAGACUACGUUGCUAAUAGAUCACCCCAUAUGCUGCGCCAAACGCUAUCGCUUAACGAGGCCAGACGCCAGAUAUUGGCGUUCACAGAACCGUUAGCCCAUAUUACCAAGAAUAUUCAGACAAAUAUACAAGCAGCUGAUGACAAAGCGGACGAAAUCCUUCAUUUGCAGCACAGCCGAAAGGACCUCGAGGGCAGACUGUACGUCCCGUCCAUCGAUCUAGAAACCAUACCGCUGCCGUAUCCCCGGACAGUAUGUGUGGCCCAGAAGUGUAUUAAGAUGGUGGGGCAAAAGGCCAACUACAUUACACACUGCCACGAACACUGCUACUUAACAGGCAUAGAGCCGGGUAAAUAUCCACAGCCCGGCCUGCAGAGCUGUGCAGCAAUGGGCAAUAAGCAGACGUGUUCGCAUUGCGGAUGCAUAUGGGAGAUGCACAUGCACAUUGAAUACGAAAUCAACGAAGUAGAAGUUCCCAUGGUGGAUUCUAGCAUCCAGGCCUUGUUGAGCCAAAGAGAUGGCAACAUCUUGGCUGUGCAACAAACCAUACAAGAUCUGCAAGAUCGGAAAGCACAGCUGAACAACGAAAUGGACGAGAUCACCAAAGUGGCGACCAAGUUUGGGUAUUUCUUGAAAUCCAACGCCAUGAUCCCGUAUAAUGAUUCUAUGGAAGACUAUCUACAGUAUUUGAUCAGAGCCGAAGAGGAAAAGGUUGCCAUUGGGGCGAGCCGAAAAGGUCUGGAAGACUAUCAGGGCAUGCUGCAGCGGUACCGAGAAGAGAAAAAACUGCUCGAACAGGCCAUGGCUAGUGGGGCCAACCACGCGCAGAUCACCGCAACCGAGAUCGACUCCGCCAUUAAAUCCUUGUAUAGUCUGCCAAUCAAUGGGCAAGUGAUAAAAAACUUGGUUGAAACCAAAAACUGGACUUCCGGUCAGCAAAUGGAACACGCGGAGACGAUUUAUAAACCGGCACCUCAAUAUAAAAAACAAAAGAAGCAGUCGAAUAAAAAGGGGUUAUUGGAAAGAGGGGUUGAUUAUGUAGCCAACUUGUGGACGGGAGGCGACCGCAAUCGGAAUCAAUAUGGGAAAAGUGAUUACGGGGGAAAUUAUGCCAAUGGUAAUCAUGGCUACCGAGGGUAUCAGCAAGCAUACCCCCCUAAGGGGCACAAUUAUAACUCGCAGUAUGGUCAUAGUAAUAGGGGAGCAUACGGGUAUGGCGCUGAUCGAUACGCACCGCAGAAUACCUAUCGGCCGGGCAGCCAUUCCCAGACGGACCCUUAUGCCGGCCGGGGCCCUAGUUCGGCGUACCGUGGUCAGCCACCGAACCCUUCGAUGUAUCAAGAGCCCACGCGAGCUAUGCCGGCACUAGACUCGUACAACCGCCGGCAAAACAUAGACCCGCUCCGCAGCACUCCGCCAGGGCUCCCUCCAAAUUAUCCCAAACCUCCCGGUUCUAGGGAUGAUUAUCAUUUGGGAAACAACUACAAUAACGGCAGGGCAUCUCCGGCGUAUGGUGGAAAUUUGCAACCGAGUCCGGUACAGCUCUUCAAUAAUACGCCUAACGAAUUUCAAAGAACAACGCAGUCCCAAGUACCGUCAUACCAACACCACCAAAAAACGCCUGCGCAUCAGGCCGCACGCGACAAUAGGAACAGCCCACUUCAAGCUGCCCGUCCGGGGCCGCAGGUUACGAACGCCUCCACUGGACCAGAUUACUCUGGCAACCGCCGAGUGGUACCUCAGAAGACCACAUCCCCUGGAAGCCAGUAUGGUUCCUCGUUAACGCCGCCGGAAGUCAAGAAGGGUGAGCAACAGCAACCGUCAUCAGCCAACCAAAAGGCCCAAUCAAUGCCGAGCUAUCAAUCGUCGAGUGCAAGCAACUUAGCUCCGCCAGGCAUUAAUCAACCAAACAGAGACCUAUCAGCGGGUGCAGCCGGUGCGGGAACCUCGACGAUGCCGACGCCAUACAAUGCCACCACCACAAAACCACACCAGGGUAGCGCUGCGUCCACGUUAAAUCAAAAGCCGGUGCCAAUGCCAUCGUAUCAACCAAAGACGAGCAGUGCUGCCGUGCACAAUUCACCACAAUUUGAUCGCACGGGGCCGAAUACACAGUCCUCAGCUACAUCGUUGAAUAAUGACUUUCAACAAGGAGCACAAACGUUUGGUAGUUUACCACAGCAGAAUCUAGAAAAACCGACAACGGCAAAUAAAAUGCCCUUGAAGCCCUACAUUCCCAAACCGACCGACUCGACAUCCGCUGGGCAGGAAGAGGGGUCGCAUACAGUUACCAACGGAAUGGAGAAUAUGAAUAUAACGCUGAAAAAAUAUGGAAAGUAGAAACAGCAAUCUGUGCUUCGUAUGUGGGCCGAUAUUUUCCAGAUGAUUUGACUUUAGUUUUAUUGAUGCUAACAAUUAUAAAUUACCAUAUUUCCACAUGA
Molecule: messenger RNA, 4478 nt
Organism: Paramacrobiotus metropolitanus
Lineage: Eukaryota; Metazoa; Tardigrada; Eutardigrada; Parachela; Macrobiotidae
Exons: 3
Coding region: 892-4377 (1161 amino acids)
Source: RefSeq, a predicted model, not a curated record